UUUCCUUCCUCUGUGAUAAGUCUUUCUUUUAAGGCUGUUUGCGAGGAUUCAUCGCGAGUGGAGAAAUCGAUUCCGCCAUUUGCGCAGCAAGAUCAACAGCAAUUUGUGUUCCGCUGCUUUGCCGCCGCUGAUGUUCCUCCAUUUCUCUGCUUGGUGCCUUUGCCGCUGUCCCUCACUCUUCCAAAGGGGAGAAGGUGGAGUGAUGGACUUCACCAAGCAGUUGAAGCAAAGGAAGGGCUACCAAUUCAAAAUGAAACAGUUACACUGGCUUCCAUUAGUUAUCAGAAUUUCUUUCUGCAGUUUCCUAAGCGUUGUGGUAUGACUGGUACAUCAGCAACAAAAAGCACAGAAUUUGAGAGCAUUUACAAGCUUAAAGUUACAAUCGUUCCAACAAAUAAACCUAUGAUAAGAAAGGAUGAAUCUAAUGUAGUUUUUAGGGCAACUAGUGUGAAAUGGCGAGCAGUUGUAGUAGAAAUCUCUAGAAUGCAUAAAACUGGUCGUCCAGUACUUGUUGGCACGACCAGUAUGGAGCAGAGCGAUUCUUUGUCAGAGCAAUUGAAAGAAGCUGGAAUUCCACAUGAGGUUCUUAAUGCAAAACCAGAAAAUGUUGAGAGAGAAGCAGAGAUUGUAGCUCAGAGUGGUCGGCUUGGGGCCGUGACAAUUGCUACCAACAUGGCUGGUCGUGGGACAGAUAUAAUUCUUGGCGGUAGUGCUGAAUUUAUGGCAAGAUUAAAGCUUCGUGAGAUACUGAUGCCUAGGUAUUUUCUAUUUCUAAAUGAGAGAAGAAUUAGUUUAGUGGAAUGGCUUAGGGUCUUUAGGUGGAAGGUUGUCGUCCUCUGUGUCUUCUCUUGGAAAUGCAAACCAAACAAGUCCCUAAUUUCUCUUGGAAUAUUUAGUUGCUAGACCAAAUGCUUAGUAAAAACUCUGAUGAUUUCUGGGAUGUUAUAAUAUGAAAGUGAAUUUUUUAUGAUUGUUGUAGCUGAAUAAAACCUGUGAUUCUAAUACAUAGCUAUAAGUUAUAUGAAAAAUUCAGGGGAUAGGUUAGCUGGUUAGGCAUAUGGGUUAGCAAUUCACUAACUACUGCCUUUUUUAUCCCAUAUUUUUGGAAGGGAAACUACCAUGGUAAAAUUUCUAGUUUAGCAUUUAUUCUACUUUAUUUUUAU
Arachis ipaensis is the source of this 1163-nucleotide messenger RNA. NCBI's taxonomy places the organism in Eukaryota, Viridiplantae, Streptophyta, Magnoliopsida, Fabales, Fabaceae. The record is from RefSeq and is a predicted model, not a curated record.